AUGACUGCACGGUUACCUCAAAUAGAAAAAGUCAAAGCUGCUUUUGUUGUGGCUGUUGUAGCUUGCGCCUUUGCAUGCUAUUAUUUCAUUAAAAGCAGCAGAAGAUUAGGGACGCAAAAUGUUCCAGGACAACAGCAAAGUCAGUCGAUUCCAAACUCUGAAUCGUUAACUGCUACGAAGUCACCACAAUCAACUUCAUCUCAGGUUGAUGAGUUAAGAGCAAUUCUUCAAGAGAAAGAUGAAAACGAGUUAAAGGGCGAAAUACGUUUGGCUGUGCCAGUAAAAAAGAAGAGAAAAUCCAAGAAAAAGAAAAAGAAAUCCUCUUCAAAGCUUUCUGCUGGCGAGGUGAGUAAUGAAUCGUCACCUGCUGAAAAAUUGACCACUGAAAGUGUUCCACUUGGCGAACAAGUAGUUGUGGAAAAUAAGGUUGCACCGCUUGAAAUGAAAAAGUUAGAAACAUCUAAGGUAACAACACCGAUGAGCAGUAACGAAAGAGGAAAGCAAGCUAAGCCAGAAAAUGAUGUUAAGACAGCAGCAUUGCUCAUUACUUCAGUAUCAUCAUCAGGAAACGAUGAUGUAGAAAAAAAGAAAAGAAAAAGGAGGAAAAGCAAUGGAAAGAAUAUGAAAGAGCGCAGUCGAUUGCUUCAAGUUUUACAUUGUUUGGAAGUGGUUUUAAGAAGUCAACUAGAGUGGUACUAUUCUUUUCGUAUUUCGGAAAUGCGAGAAAGAGGAUUUCAGAUUUCGAUUCUUGUUGCGCUGUUGUUACUGACUGUUAUUACAAAAGCAGAAAAUCCAGGUGACAAAACUUUAGGAAAACGUGACACGAAUGAGUCCUCAAACACAGAAAAUACUACUCAGUUGAUAAAUAAAGCAGAGAAAAUUAAGAUCGAAGAAGCGGAUACAGCAAAGGUACAAGCAACGGAGAGAGCAGAAAUCGAUGUGGCGGAUGCAGAAGACAUGGAAGAAGCGGAAGCAACACAUGCUCAAGCAGCGGAUGCGGAACAAUUCAAAGAAACAAUGAAUACAGUGGAAGAUGGGAAAAUUGCAGAGAAAAAAACCAGCGCUCAAGAAAAUGGACCAGAAGUUGAUGAAAAUAAUGAUGAUUUGUUCACGAUGGAACAUCUCGGACUAGACAUUCCGGUGAAAUCAGCUGUUGAGGCAUUAAAUAUGGAUGUGCUGAAACAAAUGCUACUAAAGAAGUUGACGGAGAAACUUGGCAAAUAUGCAAAAAGCAAUGAACGUAAGAAAAAAAUAUCUUAA
This is a messenger RNA of Brugia malayi, 1260 nucleotides long. RefSeq lists its product as uncharacterized. The record is from RefSeq and is a predicted model, not a curated record. The transcript is spliced from 8 exons. Bases 1 to 1260 code for a protein of 419 amino acids. Lineage: Eukaryota; Metazoa; Nematoda; Chromadorea; Rhabditida; Onchocercidae.